This is a messenger RNA of Exserohilum turcica Et28A, 2307 nucleotides long. RefSeq lists its product as uncharacterized. Gene Ontology annotation, biological process: response to UV; nucleotide-excision repair; mitochondrial DNA repair. The record is from RefSeq and is a predicted model, not a curated record. The transcript is spliced from 2 exons. Lineage: Eukaryota; Fungi; Ascomycota; Dothideomycetes; Pleosporales; Pleosporaceae. Gene Ontology annotation, cellular component: nucleus; mitochondrion. Bases 1 to 2307 code for a protein of 768 amino acids. Gene Ontology annotation, molecular function: endonuclease activity.
AUGCCUCCCAAACGGAAGAGGUCGGCAGUUGCAACUGCCCCAGCUAAUGCAGAUAGCCCUCCGUUACCCCCUGGCAGGUCUCAAAUUCGCAAAACAGAGGUGCCAUUGCCACCCAAUGUUCCAAGGCCAGCACGUCGCCAAUCAUCUCGUGGGAUUAAAGCUGAAAAGAUGGAUCCUAGUUUCAACCCUGAUAUUCUUGACGGAGCUGCUGCGUUGCGCGCUUCGCCUGAUGCACAUGAAGACGCACCGAUAGAGUCCGUCCUAAAGCCCCCAGUUAGCGACGGGGCGAAGGAAGAAAACAAUGCAUUAGACACGGAAAUGGCAGACAAAGAAUAUCCCUCGUCUGCUGCAAAAGGCGGCACGCCUGCAGCUUCUGCAACGAAGAACAGGCGAAAGAAGGCCGGUGCCCAGCAAAUCAAAGUGGAAGGAGAAGAAACCACCAAUAUCCGGGCCUCGGACGGUGGUACUGAGAACAGCGCGGUACCUGCAGCUGACACUGGGGUCCCCGGUGAUCCUGAAAAUGCCGACGGCGCAGAGGCGGAUGAGGGCGACGAGCUAGAGUUCAAAGAAGCCUUGUCGAGACCCCCACCCGUCAACUCUGAAUACCUUCCUCUUCCGUGGAAAGGGCGUCUUGGAUAUGCUUGUCUCAAUACGUACCUGCGCAGCGCCAAUCCUCCUGUCUUCAGUUCCAGAACUUGCCGAAUCGCGAGCAUCAUUGAACAUCGCCAUCCCCUGAGAGACCCCUCCCAGGCCGAACAUGCCACUAAAAACCGACCUGACAAAGAUCAGCCGGCGGAUGUUGCGCGAGGCAUGAAGUAUGUCGAAGAGAUAGGCCUCGCCAAUGCGCGGGACGUGAGUAAGAUGGUGCGCUGGAACGACAAGUACGGCAUCAAAUUUAUGCGGUUGAGUAGCGAGAUGUUCCCAUUCGCGAGCCACGAAGAGUAUGGAUACAGGCUUGAGCCAUUCGCGGCUGAUACGCUGCGCGAAGUGGGCAAAGUAAUUGCCGAGCUGGGCCACCGAGUAACCACUCAUCCAGGUCAGUUUACGCAGUUGGGCUCGCCACGGAAACAGGUCAUCGACAAUGCAUUUCGCGAUCUCGAGUACCACAACGAGAUGCUUUCUCUGUUGAAGUUACCAGAGCAGCAAAAUCGAGACGCUGUCAUGAUUUUGCAUCUCGGAGGAGCAUAUGGUGAUAAACCGGCUGCCAUUGAGAGAUUCAAGGAGAACUACGCAAAACUUCCUCAGGGCGUCAAGAAUCGACUGGUUCUUGAGAAUGACGACGUUGUUUGGUCGGUGCACGAAUUGCUUCCUCUGUGCGAGGAGCUCAACAUUCCAUUUGUGCUCGACUAUCACCAUCACAAUAUCAUUUUCGACGAGACUCAGAUUCGCGAAGGCACAAAGGACAUUAUGGAACUUUACCCUCGCAUUCUUGAGACAUGGCACAAGAAGGGUAUCACGCCCAAGAUGCACUACUCGGAGCCCACGCCCGCUGCCAUCACUCGCACGGCACGCAGAAAGCACUCACCUCGUGUUAUGACGCUCCCACCUUGUCCUGAUACCAUGGACUUGAUGAUAGAAGCAAAAGACAAAGAGCAGGCGGUGUUUGAGCUGAUGCGGACUUUUAAGCUACCAGGGUUUGACACUUUUAGCGAUAUCCUACCUCACACGAGGGGAGAUGAGAACAGACCAUGGAAACCCAAGGUCAAGAAGGCGCCCAAAAAGAGCAAGAAGAAGAAGAAGAACAUGGAUGAUGUAGAUGACGUUCAGGCAAAGAUUGAAGACGAUGAAGAAAAGGAGGAGGAGGAGGAGAAGCCUCCAGCAGUGGUCCCAGACGAGGAAGUGGGCAUGGGAGGGCCAGAGGGACGAGUGUACUGGCCUCCAGGAAUGGAGGACUGGCUCCGACCCCCAAAACGCAUUGUCAAGAAAAAGGAAGACAGCGGCACUAUACCAGCAAAGAAGAAGCGCAAGACGGCAGGUGACGCGGCGUCUAUGGCCAGUUCGUGUGGUCCAGUGGAAGAUGUCGAGACAGCGAUAAAGACGGCAGCCAAGAAGUCUGCGCCGGGUAAGCGGGCUGCAGCAAAGGGUACCAAGAAGAAAGCAGCAGCUAAGGCCGUGCCAACACCUUCAGCAUCUGACGAGGACGAAGAUCAGCUUAGCUCGCCCCCGCUCAGCGAUGUAGGGACCGAGGACGAGGCUCCUGCCGUGCAGAAGCGAGCUGCACGGGCUGGCUCGACACGGCAGAAGUCUAGCAGGGCCAGGGCUCGGGUAAGCUACAAGGAAGAGGACGUGGAGGAAAUCAACGUGUAA